CGCCGCACCCGAAACACGCCCAGAGCGCCCUCCGGAUCUGGCUGACGCACGAAGUGACUCAAAGCAAAGAGCGCGAAGGAGCGCCGUCCGGAUCUGGCUGACGCACGAAGUGGCUCAAAGCAAAGAUUGCGAAGAGCGCGAAGGAUUUGCAGAUACUCCGUAAAAUCACUUUAUGGAGUCUCUGCCAAUUCUUCGUGUUCUUAACGUCUUUGCAGUUUAUUGCGUAUCUUCAAUGAUUGACAUCGGUUUGGUACUUCGUAUGUGAAGCUUUUUUGACAUCUGUUUUAUGAAUUUUUGUGUUUUUGUGGUCUAGGUUUGGUCCAUGGAGAAUGAGUCAAGAUAAGGCCGAAAGAUUUUUGCUCGCAAUGGUGUCUGCGCAAGUCCUAAAUUUCUUUGGUCUCGUCGUUUCAGUAAUCGACCGAUCCCACCAGAAGGUUGGACGCCGACCCGCAUUGGAUCCCUAUACAAAAGCAGCUGGCUAGAAAACGGGGGGACGAACAGAGCCUGCCUUGCAAAAAAGCCGCCGCCGCCCCCAGCCCUCAGCCCUCCCCCCUCCUCCUUCCUCGUGCCCGCCCACAGCAGCCGCUCCCGUGAUGGCGAAGAAGCGAAGCUCCAACAAAGGAGGGCGACGGGGCAAGAGAGGUGGUGCCGCCAAUGCUGGUGCCCCGCGUCGUUUUGUGUUCAACGAGCAAAAGAAGUUUGACGUUCCUCCAAGCUGCAAAAGUGAUGACCCUGAGGUAAACAGAUUGAACAACAGCUUGGCUGUCUACUACGGGACCAUGGCAACCUGCAGGGAGAACGUGCACGCUCUGCUGGUGGAAGAGCUCCAGGACAGUAACGUGGGUCUGAAACAAGCUGAGGCAAGAUACGAGGGAAUGAAGGUGACCGCGCACAGGAUGAUGGCACAAAUUACAGAUAGGCAGGGCAAGCCGGUGCCUUUCCCUUCCCACUUUAACCAUGCCGUGAAGCUGUAGAUUAGUUGGAAGUAUGAAUGAGGUGAGAACGGUACGAGAAUUCUGUUCCGUAGACUGUUAACUUGGGAGUAGACUAUUAACUUGGGAGUAUGGAUGACCGGAGAGGAAUUCUGUUCUGUAGACUGGUUGCAUUUGAACUUUCAGCAUUUCUAGAGAACCAAUAUGAUUGGAUUUUGUGAUAUAAAAUUCGGCAAGUCUGGUUGGA
This is a messenger RNA of Triticum aestivum (bread wheat), 1179 nucleotides long. RefSeq lists its product as uncharacterized. The transcript is spliced from 3 exons. The record is from RefSeq and is a predicted model, not a curated record. Bases 594 to 974 code for a protein of 126 amino acids. Lineage: Eukaryota; Viridiplantae; Streptophyta; Magnoliopsida; Poales; Poaceae.